AUGAAUACUGGUAUCAUCGCGACGCUGCAGGAUCCUGAAACACGCAAAAUAUGGUUGGCUAAUAAUAUGGACAACAUACGCUUCUGGGGUCUGUUUUGCCUCGUGGGAUUGGUGUUAUUCUACAUCUCUUCUGAUUGGGAUUUCUCUAUGUUGCUCACGACCAGCUCAAUGAUCAGUAUGUUUUCAUUCCUGAUGGUUGUGGUUAAAAUAGAGACGUCCAAGUCGGUGAGUGGAGUGUCGCUGAAGAUGUUCGAAUGCUAUACAUUAGUCAGCGCAUGCAGGCUAGUGUCCAUCGUCCCAUUCGAAGGAUACCUACCCUACGAUCGAUCCGGAGAUUGGCUCUACCAGCUCACGGAGGCUAUCAGUCUGUGUCUAGCCGGGACUGUGGUUUACUUUUGCCGUGUACGUUACCGAGCUACUUACGAAGCAGGAGCCGACACCUUUAAGCACAUUUAUCUGCUAGUCAUAGCACUGGUUCUGGCAGGGAUAUUCCAUCCUAGCCUCAAUGCUUUCAUGCCUGCUGAUAUCGCAUGGACCUUCGCACUUUACCUUGAGUCAGUUACGGUAUUACCACAACUAUUCAUGUUUCAGAAGCAAGGAAAA
Molecule: messenger RNA, 603 nt
Organism: Perkinsus marinus ATCC 50983
Lineage: Eukaryota; Perkinsozoa; Perkinsida; Perkinsidae
Product: ER lumen protein retaining receptor protein, putative
Exons: 6
Biological process (GO): protein retention in ER lumen
Cellular component (GO): membrane
Molecular function (GO): ER lumen protein retrieval receptor activity
Source: RefSeq, a predicted model, not a curated record